Molecule: messenger RNA, 1413 nt
Organism: Grus americana (Whooping crane)
Lineage: Eukaryota; Metazoa; Chordata; Aves; Gruiformes; Gruidae
Gene: MARCHF3
Product: membrane associated ring-CH-type finger 3
Exons: 7
Coding region: 405-1202 (265 amino acids)
Biological process (GO): protein ubiquitination
Molecular function (GO): zinc ion binding; ubiquitin-protein transferase activity
Source: RefSeq, a predicted model, not a curated record
GGUCAAUGAGUUGUGAGAGGCGGUCGGCGAUGCCGCGCUCCGCCGCCCGCCCGGCUUUGGGCUGCGCGGCGGACGGUGAGCCAGCGAGGGAGCACGGGGCUGCCCGGGGCGGGGCGAGCAGGUGCCGCUCGGGGGCUCCGGCUGCCCGGGAAGCACGUCGCGUGUUUGCAGCCCGUCUGUGGAAAUAAACCGCGUCUGCCCCAAGGAAAGCAGCAGCAGGAGGAAAGGACGCGUCCCGUCCCCGCGAGGAGGAGCGUGAGCGUCUGCCCGCGCGUGGAUUGAUGGCAGCGAAGUUCUCUGGCGCCAGCCGAACCGAAGGCACGGCCAUUAAAGACAGGCUCCAUCCAGAGCAGGAGUUGAAGCAUGUUUCAAACUGCCUAGUGGCUCACGGGCUGGAGGUCUAAAUGGAUGGGGACCUGCUGCCCACCGCCAUGAGGAUGAGCCGCUGCAGUCAUUUGCCGGGAGUCCCGCCGGAGUGCCCAUGCCUGCCAGCACCUGACGGCAAGACCCUGCCCGGUGGCAGCGGUGGUGGCCCAGCUGGCAGCUGCCCGCAGUAUGUUAUGCAGGUGUUGGCCAAAGAUGGGCAGCUGCUCUCCUCCGUUGUGCGGACACUUACCAUGCAGAGCAGACCCUUUAAUGACCAUCCAAUGUGCAGGAUCUGCCAUGAAGGCAGCAGUCAGGAAGACCUGCUUUCCCCCUGCGAAUGUACAGGGACCCUGGGGACUAUUCACCGCAGCUGCCUGGAGCACUGGCUGUCGUCUUCAAACACCAGCUACUGUGAACUCUGCCAGUUCAGGUUUGCAGUGGAGCGCAAACCGAAGCCAUUGGUGGAGUGGCUGAAGAACCCUGGCCCCCAGCAUGAGAAACGGACUCUUUUUGGAGACAUGGUGUGCUUCUUGUUUAUCACUCCACUGGCGACCAUCUCUGGCUGGUUGUGUCUACGAGGAGCCGUGGACCAUCUGCACUUUAGUAGUAGGCUAGAAGCUGUUGGCCUCAUUGCACUCACUGUCGCACUCUUCACUAUUUACCUCUUUUGGACCCUAGUAUCCUUUAGGUAUCACUGUAGAUUAUACAACGAAUGGCGUCGGACCAAUCAGCAUGUGGUACUCCUAAUCCCAAAGUCUGCCAACGUCCCCUCCAACCGGCAGUCCCUGCUGGGUCUGCAGUCCCUCAAAAGGAACUCAAAGGAGACAAUCGUUUAAUUGGGGCAGUUCUACACAGGGGCCAUGCACUAAAAAUAUUUUCCUCAAACUCACUGGGGUCAGGCACCAUCCAGAACUCAGGAGUGUGCUAUUCUGAUUUACAAACUCUUGCAGAAUAAUAAAUCACUGUUUGGAUUCAGAUCAUGGCUGCUGCAAUCAUAUGAUAUUUGCUAAGCUGCCAAAUUUGUUUAUUACCAGAUACCAUAUGGAA